UUCAGCAAGAGCAAAUGCGUGGUCCUGACGCAACAAGUAUCUGGUUUCCAGUCUCUCCUUUGGAUGAAUACGCGCUGUCUAGAGACGAAGAGGUGUUAACCCAAAGAAAAUCCAUAUCCAACUUUUUAUCUGAACUUUAUUACAGUUUUUAAACUGUCGUUUAUGAUUGAGUUUACGCGAUUGCAUAAUAGUUGCUCCGUUUAUUAUUAUUUUUUUUACCGUUAUUGCUACUUUUCUUGAUGUAUUAAAGGUGUGAGAGGAUCAAACUGUCCGUGAAAAGAGUCUUUGGAGGAUUUUCCUCACAUCUUUUCUUUAUUUGUACGUGGUUUAAGUAUAUGGAUACUUUUACGGAGCGGAGGCGGUAGAUUAUGCAUUCCACAGGAUGGGUGCGAACAAUGGGAAACAGAGCGGGAGUGAAGGGAAAGGCAGUUCCAGUAUUUCCUCCGACCUGAGUUCAAGUACGGAUCAGACAUCGACCAAAGCUCCAAAGAAUGCAGCUACCAGUGAAGACUCGGAUCUUAGCAUGCGAACAGUGAGUACGCCAAGCCCAGCUCUGAUUUUGCCCUCUUGUUCUUCCCCUGCCAUACUCAAUGGCUCCUCUACAUCCUCAUCCGCCUUCAGCACGGAAACCAUUGCCAUGGUGCACACACCCCCCACCUCCCUCACCCACCCCCAGAGGAGCCUGCAGCAACCAAAGGACCACCAGGGGGCACCUAUCGAUAUGCUCCCAGACCACGCCUUUCUACAGAUCUUCACCCACCUGCCCACCAACCAGCUGUGCCGCUGUGCCCGUGUAUGCCGUCGAUGGUACAACUUGGCGUGGGAUCCCCGCUUGUGGAGGACUAUUCGUCUGACAGGAGACGUGCUACACGUGGACCGCGCUCUUCGGGUUCUCACUCGAAGACUCUGCCAGGAUACCCCCAAUGUUUGUCUCACCUUGGAGACAGUUGUGGUUAGUGGCUGUCGCAGGCUGACUGACCGCGGACUGUACACAGUGGCACAGUGCUGUCCAGAACUCCGUCGCUUAGAUGUUUCCGGCUGUUAUAAUGUGUCCAAUGAGGCUGUGUUUGAAGUAGUAUCACGCUGCCCCAACUUGGAACACCUGGAUGUUUCAGGGUGCUCUAAGGUAACCUGCAUAAGUCUAACUCGGGACGUUUCAGUCAAACUCUCCCCUCUUCACGGUCAGCAGAUCUCUAUCCGCUAUCUUGACAUGACAGACUGUUUUGCUUUGGAGGAUGAAGGCCUGCACACCAUUGCCGCCCAUUGUACUCAGCUCACUCACCUCUACCUACGCCGCUGUGUGCGCCUGACCGAUGAGGGUCUGCGUUUCUUGGUCUUCUACUGCCCGUCUGUGCGUGAACUCAGUGUUAGCGAUUGCCGCUUCGUCAGUGACUUUGGCCUGCGGGAGAUUGCAAAACUAGAGGGCCGUCUGCGUUACCUCAGCAUAGCCCACUGCAGCCGCAUCACCGACGUGGGUGUGCGUUACGUAGCUAAAUACUGCAUCAGACUGCGUUACCUGAAUGCUCGUGGAUGUGAGGGACUAACGGACCACGGCAUUGAGCACCUUGCCAAAAACUGCCCCAAAUUAAAGUCCCUGGACAUUGGGAAGUGUCCUUUGGUGUCAGACGCAGGCCUGGAGCUGCUUGCACUAAACUGUUUCAACCUGAAAAGACUCAGUCUGAAGACAUGCGAAAGUAUUACAGGUCGUGGGCUGCAAGUAGUGGCGGCAAACUGCUUUGACCUUCAGCUGCUGAAUGUACAGGACUGUGAUGUGCCACUGGAGGCUCUGCACUUUGUCAAACGUCAUUGUAAACGCUGUGUUAUUGAGCAUACCAAUCCAGCCUUUUUCUAAGAGCUAUAUGGGAUUGUUGAAGGAUUUGAGAAGAUAAUCUCUUUUGACCAGCGGCAGUGACUUCUCUGCUAAAUAAACGUAGAGGAGAUUUCCACUGCUGCACCUUUGCAUUUAAUUUUGCAUGGUUGGGAGUAAUCUUAUCAAAGAUUUUAAUCCAUCUAUUUAUGUUUUUAUCCACUUAUAUUUUUGGAUUACUCAUCUUGCCUAUGCCAGAUUGUAUUACAUUUAACGUGUAUAGAAGUGUGUGUUGUUGGGGGUUUUUUUCUAAGGAAAUUUCAAGCAAUGAAUUAUCAGAAAUGCACUUUGUUGAUGCUUUGAAAUGAAGGGACGUUAACCGAAAUGUAAAUUAGACACAUUUUUACAGGAUAUGUGACUACGGUGGUCUACAAUUCAUUUUUUUUAAUACAUUUUAAAUCUCUGUUCUGAAUGUUUAACUUUGUGUUUCAUCAUGAAAGCCUAAUUAUUGGUUUCUAUCUUGGUUUUAUUUCCAAGGAAAAUGACGAAACAGUGCCAUUUUCACAGUGACGUUUACCUUUGUAAUGGUCAAUGCUGCAUGUUUCAGGUGUUUAACAAAAGGAAGACCACAGUGGAGUAAAGAGGUCUAAGCCAUAUUAAAGAGAAUUGUGAUGUUUACUUUUGUGUAGCUUACUUGCAGAGGCAGCAAUAGGGAGGGGCUUGCGUGUGCUUCAGCUUCCCAAAGAAAGUCUGUAGCACCACCACCAAAUUUUUAUAACAGCCAGCAGAUUAUCCUCUAAAUUAAGACUGUAUGAAGAAACAUUUUCCCUGACAAUAUUUUUGGAGUCAUAUUGUGUGUCCUAGCAAUGCCGAAUGAAUUACUGAUUUACUAAUUAAUUACUCAUUUGAGUCGAUUCCUUCAAAGAACAAGUCAAACGGUUUAGCAAAAUGAUCUGAAUCAUUCAGACAGCUCACACGCUGUAUCAUUUGGAGUGUAUCUCACUCCAUAACUACAGAAAUUAAAUAAAUUGAACAGAAAACAAUCAAGUGGAAUAUUUACUGUCAUGAUACACAGAGCAGAUGAGGAGGUAAUCUUAACUGUUGAAACUUUAUUAAGCACACUCCAACGUCAUGUCUAACAACCAGAGCCCUUCUAACAAGUGUGCAGCUUUUGAACAACUCAAGGCCAUUUUCCCAACCAAACAGGUAUCAAAAAGAAUCUUUUUUUUUUUACAUGUAUACAUUGGAGUACUUUCUAAACACCAUGGUGUACAUCAAUGCACUGCAGUAUUACCAUCUGAUACCAUCACAACAACAUGGUCUUGCCACAGCAGGCUAUUGUUUUGUACUAAGGUACCUGAUUUUAAAACUUUACUGCUGGAUGUGCUAUGUGAAUAAGUCUUUUAGCAAUGUUUUGUAGCCCACAAGUUUUGUUGCUACACAAGAUAUGUACUUAUUAAAAGGUAAAAAUGCUGCUCCUAAAGUCACCAGAAUUAAAUGCUUUAGUGUCGUUUUUGCUCAACGUUUCUCCCAGGGGGGCAGUUUUGCUGUACCUGUGCUUCAGACAGUACUGUAAAAAGCUGUAAA
Xyrauchen texanus (razorback sucker) is the source of this 3394-nucleotide messenger RNA. RefSeq names its product F-box/LRR-repeat protein 7. The coding region runs from base 383 to 1852 and encodes 489 amino acids. Gene Ontology annotation, molecular function: protein binding. Gene Ontology annotation, cellular component: SCF ubiquitin ligase complex. The record is from RefSeq and is a predicted model, not a curated record. NCBI's taxonomy places the organism in Eukaryota, Metazoa, Chordata, Actinopteri, Cypriniformes, Catostomidae. The transcript is spliced from 4 exons. Gene Ontology annotation, biological process: SCF-dependent proteasomal ubiquitin-dependent protein catabolic process.